AUGGCGACCUCCAUACUCGACAUUCAGCGCGGCAUUAUCCUCAACACGAUCCGAGCGACUGCGGGACGAGACUGGAAAGUCUUGGUCUUGGAUGAGCAAAGCAGGAGGCUUGUGUACAAUGUUACAAGGGAAGAUGACAUCUUGAACGCCAACAUCACGAAUAUCGAACAGAUCGAACAGCGCAGGCAGACACUUUCCGAUACCGACGCCAUCUACCUCCUAUCUCCUCUACCACAUAUCGUGGAAUGCCUGAAAGCCGAUUUAAGUCGAAGGAGAUACCGUCGAGCACAUUUAAUAUGGACCUCACAACUACCGCGCUCCCUCGCAGAAGAGAUCUUUCGGUCAGAAUCCCGGGCCGCGUUGAUCCUUGAGUCCCGCACGCUCAAUAUCGAGUACUUCCCUCGAGAGUCGCAUCUGGUCACAUUCCGAGAACCUUGGAGCUUCCAUCUCCUCUACCAUCCGGCAUGCGACUCGUUGGUUAAGAGCCAUUUGGACGCCUUGACCCAGAAAAUCGUAUCAAUAUGUGUUUCAUUGGGAGAAUAUCCGCUGAUUAGGUAUCACAAACCUCGAGAACAUCAGAGACAUGCAGCGGAUGUGCUGUCUUAUCAUCUGGCCAAUUUCGUUCAGACGGCCUUGGACGACUACGCUCGUGAUGAACGAAAUGAUUUCCCUCCACAGUCUCAGCCGAACCGGCCCCGAGCAGUCCUCCUGAUUACCGAUAGGUCAAUGGAUCUGAUGUCACCGUUCGUUCACGAACUCACAUACCAGGCCAUGGCUAUGGAUCUACUUCCUAUACGGGAUGACGAAGACAAAGUUACCUACAGAAAUAUCAUUCGAAGAGGUCAUCCGGAUCAGGAAGAAAAAGAGGUUGAGAUCAGUGAGAAAGAUAAUCUCUGGGUCGUUCACCGUCAUAUGCACAUGAAGGAUCUCUUGGUGCAACUUAGCGAAGAGUUCAAGAAGUUCCAAGCGAGAAACCCGCAAUUCGCCGAUAAUGAUGGACAACCUGCCAGUAUCAACACCAUAAAGGAUAUGUUGGCUGGGCUGCCGGAGUUCCAGGAAGGCAAAGAAGCGUUUUCGCUCCAUAUCGACAUGGCGGAAAAGUGUGCCAAAAUCUUUGCCGAUCGCAAGCUAUUGGAUGUCGUGUCCCUGGAACAGUCACUUGCCACCGGACUGGAUGAUGAUAACAGACGACCAAAGAACACAGCCGACCAGAUCGUGAGGCUGCUGGAUGAUGACAGCAUUGUGCACGAGGACCGUCUCAGACUACUGAUCAUGUAUAUUCUGUACCGGAACGGCAUCCUGCGUGGUGAUGUUGAGAAGCUGCGAUGCCAUGGACAACUGUCGCCAAUGGAUGGCGAGCUCAUCUACAAUCUGAUCACAUUGGGUGCAAGGAUUGAAAAGCCGCUGAAGGAUAGCACCCCAACUCCACCGCCAUUAUUCCCUCUUCGGUUCAGAGACAACACCAGUACCGAGGAAAUCAGUCUGUCACGAUUUGAGCCGGCUCUGAGAUACAUGCUUGAGGAGCAAUGUCAGGGAACGCUGGAUCCCAAUCUAUUCCCCCCCGUCAAGCCGCAUUUGAAUGAUCCCAACAUGCACAUGAACGCGGCCCAGACGUCUCUGCGCAAUGCCGGAAAGCCCACAUGGGCACAAACUCGAUCUCAAUCCAACAAGCCUCGGCAACGCAUCAUUGUGUUUGUCGCUGGUGGUGCCACGUAUGCCGAAGCCCGGGCUUGUUAUGAUGUUUCAAAGACGGCAGGCAAGGAGAUAUUCCUGGCCACCACCCACAUGAUCACUCCAAAGAACUUUUUGCGACAGCUGAGCCUCCUGAGCGCGGGUCGCAAACAACUAGACCUGCCAAUAGAUCGAGCGCCGCCAAAGCUUCCCACAUGGAUGUCGGAGCCUCCUCCACAAAGCCUACAGCCAAAACCCCAGGCGCCACCGAACGGUCGAUCGGCUGGAUCGACAAGGCCACUGGCCGAGGCCAUGCAUAAGAUGACCAUUGGCGGAAGACCAGAAAACGGUGCUCCGGUGCCUGUGGCCACAAAACCGUCUCAAUCAGCCCCGGCCCCUUAUCAGUCUUCACCAGGAGGCGAUGGCCGGGGAAAACUGAAAAAGGAGAAGAAACACCUUGGCUUGUUUAAAAAGCACUAG
Capronia coronata CBS 617.96 is the source of this 2151-nucleotide messenger RNA. RefSeq lists its product as uncharacterized. The record is from RefSeq and is a predicted model, not a curated record. Gene Ontology annotation, cellular component: secretory granule; plasma membrane. Gene Ontology annotation, molecular function: syntaxin binding. The coding region runs from base 1 to 2151 and encodes 716 amino acids. The transcript has a single exon. Gene Ontology annotation, biological process: vesicle-mediated transport; intracellular protein transport. NCBI's taxonomy places the organism in Eukaryota, Fungi, Ascomycota, Eurotiomycetes, Chaetothyriales, Herpotrichiellaceae.